GCUCCACGAGGCAAACAAUACAGGAAGAGAUCACUUGAAAAAAAUCCAUAGUGAAAAACUCCAGCACUUCCAGAGUGGAUAAAAAAAGUAUAGAAUUUAUUCAAUCUCCGUGGAGCCUUGGGAGCCGGAACUUCCUUUUCUCCUUCCUGAUUGCUUCACCUGAGGACUUGGCCUCAGAGACUAUCCGAAGCUCCCGCUGGUUCAGGUGUAUUGUGCUACUUUCCAUAUACCUUGGAGACGACUGGAUAUGUGGAGUGAGAGACAGGAUGGACCGUAUCCACGGAAAAGGAACAAGCGACCAGAUUUGUGAGUGAUCGUAUUUGUGUGCUUAAGAGGGCAAAUGCAAAGCAAAGAUCCUGAAUGAAAGAGCAGGCGCUGCGCACAAUGACAUCAAACAAAGUUCUCGCAGAGGGCUUUAAGACAAUCACAAGAGGUUUGACCGUUCCAUAACCAGCGAUCAUUGGAUAUAACCAGCAACACCUUUGGCAUCAAAAGGGUUAAGCAAACACCUCCCACUUAUAUGCAAAAUCAAGACACUCCUGGUGGGGUAGGAGAAAACUGCAAAGCCCUGGUGAUGAGAGGAAGAAACAAGUGGACUAAACUAUCUGUGCCACGGGGAGACACCUGUACGGACUGUUCAUUUUCCCCAUUCUUUUUUUGUUACUGGGAUUAAGCCCAAAUCAAGGAUAUUCAAGCAAGCAUGGGACACAAUCUGGAGACAGGACCUCCUAAAUAAAAAACAAUAAUGGAUACAAAUCAUGCGGCUUGUAGAAGAGAAAGAGCAAAGUGAAUGGGACAUGCAAGCAGAAGCUGUAUCAUACCCCUGGUUACCUGGAAUCCUCCAUAACUCUGUUGUCUGGCACAAAAUGCCAGAGUUAAAUUAUUCCUAUACUGUUCUUUUUCCUAAUAAUACCAAGACGGACACGGCACCUCCAAAGUGCUGGCUUGCCCUACUAACCCUUAUGGUCAUUGUGCCUACAAUUGGAGGCAACAUCCUUGUGAUCCUGGCAAUAUCUCUGGAGAAGAAACUACAGAAUGCUACUAACUACUUCCUUAUGUCCCUGGCAGUGGCAGAUCUGCUGGUUGGAAUAUUUGUGAUGCCAGUCGCACUACUCACCAUCUUGUUCAAACCUGUCUGGCCACUGCCGCAAUGCCUAUGUGCAAUCUGGUUAUUUCUGGAUAUCCUGUUUUCCACAGCAUCUAUUAUCCACCUUUGUGCCAUAUCCUUAGAUCGCUACAUUGCCAUCAAGAAACCCAUCCAAGCCAGUCAAUUCAACACCAGAGCCAAAACACUUAUUAAGAUUGCAGUGGUGUGGCUGAUAUCAGCAGGCAUCGCAGUUCCCAUACUGAUCCUCGGACUCCUAAACCCAGACAGUGUCCUUAACUCAAACAACACCUGUGUGGUUCGGACAGAGCACUUCAAGUACUUUAUUAUUUACGGCUCCAUGGCUGCAUUUUUUGUUCCCUUCGCAAUUAUGGUGGUCAUUUACUUCCUGACCAUACACUUACUGAAGAAAAAGGCAUAUCUUAUCAAGAACAAGCCUCCCCAGCGCCUGACCUGGUCUACAGUAUCAACGGUCUUCCAGAGGGACAUGGCCUCUGACUCCUCUCCAGAGAAAGUUGCCAUGCUAGAUAACCAAAGGAGAGAGCGGGUAAUGCAGAUAAACAGUGGGGAAAUGCCCAUUCGAAGGCUUUCCAGUGUAGGAAAGAAGUCUAUGCAGACCAUCACAAAUGAGCAAAGGGCUUCCAAAGUAUUGGGAAUAGUCUUUUUCCUCUUUGUGUUUAUGUGGUGUCCAUUUUUUAUUACCAACGUGGCUUCAGUUCUCUGUGAUCCAAGAAACUGUGAUCCCGAAAUAAUCAAAAUGUUAAUGGAGAUAUUUGUGUGGAUUGGGUAUGUGUCUUCUGGGGUAAACCCUUUAGUCUACACUCUAUUUAAUAAAACCUUCAGAGAUGCCUUUGGGCGUUACAUCACCUGCAAUUUUCGUGGAAUGAGGCCAGUUGGCCUCCUCCGAAACUGCUCUAGUCGGAUAUCAUUUCGGAACUCAAUGGCAGAAAAUUCAAAGCUGAUCAUGAAACAAGGUAUGAAAAAUGGGAUUAAUCCAGUAAUAUACCAGAGCCCACUGAGGCUGCGGAAUUCUCAGCUCGAGUCAUCUGCCAUCCUGCUCGACACCUUAUUACUCACUGAAAACGAAGCUGGAAAGACUGAGGAGCAAGUGAGCUACGUAUAAAGCCAAUAUACAAACUCAAUGCUUGACCUGAUAUCAAUUCAUUAUAUAUUUAUAUUGCUAAUUGCUAAGUAUGGAAGAAAAGGCUUCUCUGUACAUUGAGGUUGGACCUCACUUUCACAUAGCACUGAAAGUCUUAAUUUUAUGGCAGUGCCUGUGUGGACAUAUUUAUAUUAAAAACUCUUAAAAAGCAGCAGAAAAGGGUCACCUCAGCAGCCUUCGGAGUUGCUCUCAGCUGGCAUCGCUUGGAUUUACAUUGAACAGUACAGCAGCGAGUUACAAGUGGCAAUUGGUUGAAAUAAUAUUUUCAUAAAAGUACUCUGGAAAGCUGCGAGUUCAAUAACAUUCCAGUAUCGCUUUACACAAAACAUUUGGUUUUAGGAGGUCGUGCGAUUAAUCUUGCAGAACAUUAGCCACUACCUGUAAACUAUCUGACAAAGACAAUCUGCUGUAUUUUUUUUCCAUACAGUCUAGAAAUGUAUGAGAAGUUUCUCCUACGCGGUGAAAGAGGUGGUAGGCUUAACAUGACGGCAGUUGUAAAGCAUAAACAACUAUAAAACCACAACUUGCGUCUCUGCAAUAAAAUUGAGCGUGACUUUAAACAGGGUAAACAGUCUUUAAAGUAUUCAUGUUACAUGCAGAUGAUGUCUCGAGAACAUAACAGUGGCUAUGAGAAAACAAUAUGUUCUUGCUCGGUGCACGGUCACUUUUCUCAGGCCCCGCCUGUUCAGAUUGUAAGGGUUGCUGUUAGUUUGGGAAGACUAACAAGACAAUAAACUGGU
Hyla sarda is the source of this 3007-nucleotide messenger RNA. It is a transcript of the gene HTR2B, whose product is annotated as 5-hydroxytryptamine receptor 2B. The coding region runs from base 759 to 2228 and encodes 489 amino acids. Gene Ontology annotation, cellular component: plasma membrane; dendrite. NCBI's taxonomy places the organism in Eukaryota, Metazoa, Chordata, Amphibia, Anura, Hylidae. The record is from RefSeq and is a predicted model, not a curated record. The transcript has 6 exons. Gene Ontology annotation, molecular function: neurotransmitter receptor activity; G protein-coupled serotonin receptor activity. Gene Ontology annotation, biological process: vasoconstriction; regulation of behavior; G protein-coupled receptor signaling pathway, coupled to cyclic nucleotide second messenger.